ACUUGCGAGUAACCGGCACGUUGUGUCUGAUUCGGUUUUUAUGGAAAACAACUAACACAUCUAUCAUUCCAGAGCGCAUUUACUGUGAUCCACGAUUGCACUGCUGUUUUAUACAAUUGUCAUUUAGAAAUUCGCUUAAAAAUCUGCAACAAUGGCCGCAAUGUCAGUCAUAGGAAUCGACUUGGGCAACGAGUCUUGUUAUGUAGCUGCUGCAAAGGCAGGCGGAAUUGAGACCAUCGCAAAUGACUACAGUUUAAGGGCCACACCAACAUGUAUUGCAUUUUCUGGAAAAAACCGCAUCCUCGGCGUGGCCGCCAAAAAUCAACAAGUGACAAACAUGAAAAACACCGUUUAUGGCUUGAAAAGGCUCAUAGGCAGAAAGUUUCGCGAUCCUCAUGUUCAAAGGGAGCUUCAAACAUUGCCAUUUAAUGUUAUCGAAGUAGCUAACGGAAAUAUAGGAAUAAAGGUUAAUUAUUUAAAUGAGGAACACGUCUUUUCGCCUGAGCAAUGUUUGGCCAUGCUUUUGACCAAGUUGAAAGACAUCGCGAGCACCGCUUUGGGAACUCCAAUCAAUGACUGUGUUAUAUCUGUACCAUCAUAUUUCACCAACAAUGAAAGAAAAGCUUUAUUGGAUUCGGCUGCGAUUGCUGGAUUGAAUGUACUUAGAUUGUUCAACGAAACGGCUGCCACGGCCCUCUGUUACGGCAUUUACAAGCAGGACUUGCCGGCGCCGGAAGAGAAGCCACGUAAUGUCGUGUUCGUUGAUUGUGGCAACUCCUCGCUGCAGGUGUUUGCCGUCGCCUUCCACAAGGGCAAGCUCAAAAUGCUGUCGACGGCGUCUGACCCCAAUCUUGGUGGCAGGGAUUUUGAUCUUCUGCUCGCCAAUCAUUUUUGCAAAGAGUUCCAGACGAAAUACAAAGUCGAUGCUAGUACCAAUCCAAGGGCGUUCCUGCGACUGUUAACUGAAGUUGAGAAACUGAAAAAACAUAUGUCAGCUAAUUCGACCACCUUGCCCUUGAACAUCGAGUGUUUCAUGAACGACAAAGAUGUCCACGGUGACAUGAAACGUGCCGACUUCGAACAGAUGGCCAGCUCGUUGUUUGUCCGUGUGGAAGAGACCCUCCGCAACUGCCUGGACAAGUCCAAUCUACCUUUGGAGGACAUCCAUGCAGUGGAGAUUGUCGGUGGAUCUACUAGAAUACCAGCCAUUAAACAACUCAUUGAGAAGGUGUUCAAAAAGGUGCCCAGCACAACGUUGAACCAGGACGAGGCAGUGAGCAGGGGCUGUGCGUUGCAAUGCGCCAUGCUCUCGCCUGCUGUUAGGGUUAAGGACUUCAGUGUUACUGAUGUACAGAGUUUCCCAAUCUCAGUGUCUUGGGAUGCCAGUCCUAGCGGGGAAUCUGCUGGCGAAAUGGAGGUGUUCCCAGUCAAUCAACCUGUUCCUUUCUCAAAAAUACUUACGUUCUAUAGACAAGAGCCAUUUGCAAUUAAAGCUGCUUAUUCCGGUAAUGUACCAUAUCCGGACAAAAAUAUUGGCACUUGGAUCGUGAAAGACAUAAAACCAAACACCGACGGCAAAGCGCAAAAGGUGAAGGUGAAGGUACGCGUGAACCUGCAUGGAAUCAUGACCGUAUCCAGUGCUUCGCUGUACGAAGCGAAGGACUCAUCGCCGGACCAGGAACAAAUGGAGAACGGCGACGCCCCGCAGCGCGAGGACGGCGCCAAGAAUGGUGCGGAAGGUGGCAACGAGGCGGAUGCCCCAAUGACGGACGGCAACGGCCCACAGAAUACCGAUGGGGCGCAGCAGCAGCCAGCUGAGGUAGGCUCCGGCGUAAGCUGGACGAAGAAAAUAAGCGGCUGGUUCAGCGGGGAGGAUAAGGACAAGAAAAAGAAACAGGUGAUCAAAGCUAUCGACCUGCCUUUAGAGGCUCUCACCUUCGGUUUCUCGCAAGUAGAACUCAACCAAUUCACCGAGCAAGAAUUCAAGAUGAUUGCGUCCGACCGUCAAGAAAAAGAACGUGCGGACGCCAGGAAUGCGCUCGAAGAAUACGUCUACGAACUGAGGAGCAAAGUAUCAUCAGAUGACGAACUUGGCCAGUACAUUUUAGAGAGCGAUCGCGACGCACUCGUUCGACAACUUGACGAAAUGGAAAAUUGGUUGUACGAAGAGGGUGAGGACUGCAACAGGCAGAUUUACAUCGACAAACUGGCGGAACUUAAAUCAAAAGGGGAGCCAGUACAAACCCGCAAAGUUGAAUGUGAAUUAAGGCCGGUAGUAAUCGAAGAUUUUGCCAAGAGCUUGCAGCUGUGCCAGAAAGCUUUAGAUCUGAUCAAAGAGAACAAUCCGAAGUAUGCUCACUUGACUAAUGAUGAAGUACAUAAUGUGGAACAGGCGUUCAAACAUUCUUAUGAGUGGUUGCAUUCGGCCAGACAAAAAUCUAUAUCCGCACCCAAACAUUUGCCGCCACCGGUGACUGUGGCUCAAAUAAGACAGGAAAAGUCCAACUUUGAGAACACAGUGAACGUAAUAUUAAACAAACCAGCUCCUAAAGCACCCUCACCACCCAAAGAGGAAAAACCAGCCGGUGACGGCGAAACGAAGACGGAGGAACAGAACAACCAGGAGAACACACAGGGGGAGAAGAUGGAUUGGCAAUCGACAUAAGUUUUAUACUAGUUUAUUUUUUUAAAUUAAUAUAUUUAUGAUAGGAGAGAACUGAUGGUCGUUGUCAUAAUCGUCAGUUUUAAAUGUAAAUUUGAAGUUUACUUCACCAGAUUGUUAUCUAUUGGCAAAUGUGGUUGUAUAUUAUUAGUAUAAUUUUUUGUAGUUGGAUAUUUUGAUUUACUACAACCACACUUCCCUAUAUAACAAACUUGUGUUUACUCCCACUAGUAGAAUAACAUUGCUGGUUUAAUUUCAAACACCUUUCCCAUUGCCACAGGACAAGAUUUUCUUCACCCAGUGCUGGAAGAUGUCUGUAUUUCUACUUAAUCAGCUAGGCUUUUUAAUGCACAAGUGAAAUGUUAGUAUUUUUUUCUAAUGCAAUUGGAUAAUAUUAUUUUGGCUGUAAUAAUGGCUUCAUUCCAUCUAAAUUAUUUAACAAUCAGGUAAUUUGUUGUACAUUUUUUAAUUGUGUUUAAUAAAAUACAAACAGAAUAA
This is a messenger RNA of Aethina tumida (small hive beetle), 3160 nucleotides long. It is a transcript of the gene Hsc70Cb, whose product is annotated as heat shock 70 kDa protein 4. The transcript has 10 exons. The record is from RefSeq and is a predicted model, not a curated record. Gene Ontology annotation, cellular component: cytosol; nucleus. Bases 152 to 2665 code for a protein of 837 amino acids. Gene Ontology annotation, biological process: protein folding. NCBI's taxonomy places the organism in Eukaryota, Metazoa, Arthropoda, Insecta, Coleoptera, Nitidulidae. Gene Ontology annotation, molecular function: ATP binding; ATP-dependent protein folding chaperone.